ACAGCAUUAAAGUGAGUAGAGAACGACCUUCGUGAGGUGAACGCCUUUGCAAUUUUUUCUAAGUAAAAUUGUGAAAAAGUGUUAUUGCGAUAAUACGCCACAUAUUUCGUAGCUGAUAAGUUAAUACAAAGGCUUUGCGAAAAGAAAAAAAGCUGGUGGAAAGCUGGUGCAAUAAUUCUUACAUAUUGGAAAUAAUUUGUGUGAACAUAAAAACAAGCGAAAAUUGUAAUAACAAAGGCAAAGUACAUGACACAGCUGGGCGAACAAAAAACACCACACAAAAAAAAAAAAACAUGAAGCUAGAAAAGGAAAUACUAUUACAGGUGUCGAUGGGGGAUUUGUAGGAGGUGGCGCACAUUAAUUGACGCAAUGACGUUAGGGUAGUAGUGGUGCUGAUACGGUCGUAUGUAUAUGGGUUAGGGGCAUGUGAUGCGGAAGAAUGUAGUGAACAAGCUAACAUGUUAAUUAUCCGAUGCGAAUUACACGUCAGUGUAUUCUAUCAGCAGUUUAUUUUAUUCUAAAGUGCAUAGAAGUUCAGCUUAUGACUUGAAAGAAAGCAGGAAUUCAAAAGUCGUGAUAAGCUAUAUAUUUAGCUUAUUUUGCAAAUUUUGAAAGAGUAGUAAACGAACGGUAUGUCAACACAAACAACGCACGCCCCGUCGGCGCCGGAAUUGCCCACAACAUCACAUGGUGAAACGUCAGCACCACCUACUGAAUCAAUGGACGAUUGGACUUAUUUCGACAACACAACAAACGAUGGCACAGAACAAACUGCUACAACAACUACAGUUGAAAAUAUGAACUCUACCGCUGAUAAUGCCGCACCGAAAACUACAACUUCCACAACGUAUUCGUUUCCAGGCAGCGCACUUGGCAGCGAUUCCACAGCGAACAUAAACAGCAUUAAAACAGAAAGCGGCAGCACCAGCGGUGAUUCUAAAAACAAGAACAACGAAGAGGAGAAAAUCGAUGAUUCCAUGUAUGAAUGUAAUAUUUGUCUCGAUACCGCAAAGGACGCAGUAGUCAGUUUGUGUGGUCAUCUAUUUUGUUGGCCAUGUUUGCAUCAAUGGUUGGAGACACGUCCAAAUUGCAAAUUAUGCCCGGUUUGUAAAGCAGCAAUUGGCAAGGAUAAAGUAAUACCGUUAUACGGACGCAACAGCACUAAACAGGAAGAUCCUAGAAAUAAGGUGCCACCACGUCCCGCUGGGCAGCGUACUGAGCCCGAGCCGCAACAAGGUUUCCAGGGUUUCGGCUUUGGUGAUGGUUUCCACAUGUCUUUCGGUAUUGGCGCUUUUCCAUUCGGUUAUUUCGCUUCGUCUUUCAACUUUGGUGAACCCCGGGCAGCAGCCGCCAACCGUGGCACAGUACAAUAUGAAGAUGAACAGCAAUUAUCUAAAUUAUUCCUGUAUUUAGCUAUAUUGUGCAUUGCUUGGUUAUUGUUCGCAUAGCAAUACUAAAUCGAUUAUACUUACAUACCGAGAUAUAUAUUUAUGCAAAGAGCCCAUUUUUUAAUUGUUGCUCUGUGCUUGGGAUUAUUAAUAAGAUAUUCAAUUAUGUACAUGUGUGCAAUUUAUUAACGAGGCAUCCAUACAAUUGCAAAAACUUUUAACACUGUGAAAUUAUAUUGUCGAACGAAAGAGGAAGUAAUCUUAAAGAGUAAAAUUAUAAAAACAGUGAUACCUUCAAAAUAAAUGUAUGUAAUGAAUUAAAAAAAAAAAAAAACAGUAAACUGUUUAAAAGCAUAUUCAUGAUAUAUGUGCAUGCAUAUCUAGCGGGAUUUCGUAACAUAUAUUUCAUACAACAAAUUUUUGUGACGAAACAGCAUUGAAGUCAGUUUUAAUUGCUCGAACAAAAUUCUAGCACUUUAAAUUUUUAUAAUUUUUUGCUCUUUUUAUUUUUUAAGUGAUGUUUACAUUGCAACAAAUUGUACCUAAAUUUCUUUUAAUGGAUUUGUGAUUAAGAGUUAAGUUUGGAGUGUGUCACUGAUUUUUCCUUUUCGCGGAUGGUUGUUUAUUUCAAAAAUAAAAUCUUAUAACCUCAUUAGAAUUACA
Molecule: messenger RNA, 2051 nt
Organism: Bactrocera oleae (olive fruit fly)
Lineage: Eukaryota; Metazoa; Arthropoda; Insecta; Diptera; Tephritidae
Product: E3 ubiquitin-protein ligase RNF185
Biological process (GO): ubiquitin-dependent protein catabolic process
Cellular component (GO): endoplasmic reticulum
Molecular function (GO): metal ion binding; ubiquitin protein ligase activity; ubiquitin-like protein conjugating enzyme binding
Source: RefSeq, a predicted model, not a curated record